This is a messenger RNA of Amborella trichopoda, 1875 nucleotides long. Its product is annotated as putative methyltransferase At1g29790. Lineage: Eukaryota; Viridiplantae; Streptophyta; Magnoliopsida; Amborellales; Amborellaceae. Gene Ontology annotation, molecular function: S-adenosylmethionine-dependent methyltransferase activity. The record is from RefSeq and is a predicted model, not a curated record.
UUUCUUGAUACCAUUUGAAAGCAUGUUUUACUUUUGAUUCUUUAGAACCUCAGCUCUAUAUAAACUCCACCCUUUUGGAGCUUGGAUCCUUAGCUCUAGUCCAGCCCUAGUUUCUAGCUGGGUUUUCGGGCCGAAUUGGCUGGGCCCUAGCCUUGCCUGUAGUUUGCCCUUCCCCUUGCCCAACCCAACCCAACGCAGCCUAGUUUUUUAGAUACAAGCGGGUCUGAAUCCUAAAUCCAAGGCACCCGUCCGGUUUCUGAUUUUACGAGUCAGGCAGAGGGUGAAAUGUGAGUCAAACAUGCCCCAAACCCAGCCCUCCCCAUAACUUCCCACUCCCAGUCGGACAGGGAGAAGUAAAGAUAUAUAUAUCUUCUGAGACAGAGGAGAGAACCUCUGCUUAAUUAUGAUAGGAAUCAAGACCAAACCUCUCAUCAAUUUUUAGUUGAUAAAGCAGAAGGAGGGAAAGAUCCCUCCAAGCAGGCACGCAAGCAAGCCCCCCCAAUCCCCAUGGCGUCAGACGAUAUGGCAAAGUACAACAGGUCCUCCUGGUCAUGUAUGUCUAUGUUGGUGGUCGUCCUCCUCGUCCUCGGCACUAACCUCCUCACUGUCUCUCUCCUCUCUGGAGGUCCCCUGCGCUGGUCCAUCCCCACCUUCGACUCCGCCACCGAUCUAACCACCACCACUCAAAAACUCCUCCCCUCAUCCUGCAACAAACUGAGCUCAGAGCUCUCAGAGGCGAAGCAGGAGAUCCAGCUCCUCCGCUCCCAACUCCAAGCCUCAAAAUCCCUCUCAGAAGAGCUCCUCAGCCGUCUUUCUUCCCUCUUGGACCAUAACAACAGCAAUAGCAACAACAACAAGAAGAAAAAAGACCACUUCCCGAAAGACCCUGACCUCCCCCAAGAGUUCAGGGAAUCCGCAUCUGCAAAGCCCCUGCCUCUUGGCUUCAACCCCAAUUUUGGUUCAGACAAGAUCUACCCACCUGUCGGUGCUGCUUGCUCCUUGUUCAUGGAUGAGCUUUUCCAGUAUAUGCAGUACAGUGUUGGAGGAGAUUGCCCAGACGAUGAGCUGCUGGCGCAGAGGCUAAUGCUGAAGGGGUGCGAGCCCCUUCCACGCCGCCGCUGCCGCUCGCAAGCCCAGCGCAACUACGUGGAGCCCGCCUCUCUCCCAGAGAGCCUCUGGUCCAUCCCUCACGACACAAGUGUGGUGUGGACAGCAUACUCUUGCAAGAACUACACGUGCCUGGUGAACCGCAAGUAUCAGAAGGCCUUUGAUGACUGCAAGGACUGCUUUGAUCUGGAAGGCCGAGAGCGCAUCCGCUGGGAGGGCCCAGGGAGCGGAGGCGGGGAGAGCCUUGACUACUCCAUCGACGAGGUGCUGGCAUUCAAGAGGGUGGGAAACACCGGAAAAAGCAGCAUCCGGAUCGGGCUCGACAUCGGAGGAGGGUCUGGAACCUUUGCUGUUCGGAUGCGGGAGCGGGACGUAACGAUCGUGACCACGUCCAUGAACUUCAAUGCGCCCUUCAACAACUUCAUCGCAUCGAGGGGGGUGAUUCCCCUCUACAUCUCUGUAUCCCAGAGGCUUCCAUUCUUCGACAACACGCUUGACAUCGUGCACUCGAUGCACGUGCUCAGCAACUGGAUCCCCACCACUCUCUUGCACUUUAUCUUCUUCGACAUUCACAGGAUCCUGAGGCCGGGUGGUCUCUUCUGGCUCGAUCACUUCUUCUGUAUCGAGGACCAGAUGAACCAGGUCUAUAUACCCAUGAUUGAAGGGAUCGGCUUCAAGAAGCUCAAGUGGACAAUUGGGAGGAAGCUGGACAGAGGCGUCGAGCUCCAUGAGAUGUACAUCUCCGCCCUCCUAGAGAAGCCCCUCUAG